Molecule: messenger RNA, 2408 nt
Organism: Synchiropus splendidus (mandarinfish)
Lineage: Eukaryota; Metazoa; Chordata; Actinopteri; Syngnathiformes; Callionymidae
Product: oocyte zinc finger protein XlCOF19-like
Exons: 3
Coding region: 853-1821 (322 amino acids)
Biological process (GO): regulation of transcription by RNA polymerase II
Cellular component (GO): nucleus
Molecular function (GO): RNA polymerase II cis-regulatory region sequence-specific DNA binding; DNA-binding transcription factor activity, RNA polymerase II-specific
Source: RefSeq, a predicted model, not a curated record
GCCGGACGUCUGCUAUUCCUGUUUCUUAUUGCACCAGCCGUUGUUUUAUAGGGAAGUUAGCGGCCCAUUUUUCUGCUGGUUCAGUUCACAUUCGUCUAAAUUCUAUCUAGAAAACUCCGUGUCUGUCGAUGCGUGUUGAUAUCCGGUCAUUUUUGUGGCUCUUUAGCCUGAAGCUAACUGAAGAAGCCAAGGGAGCGAGCAUCAUCUAGGAACUGUGUCCAGACUGCUCCAUAGUUCAAGUCAACUGUUCAGAGACAUGAGAUACAGCAGACAGACGGCUGAGUAUGUUUCAUCAUAAAACAGUUUCAAGGGUAUAAACAAGAGAAGGAACAAAAGAGAGUGGUGCUGGAGAUGGUGACUGAUAGAGCAUGUACACACACUUGUACCAUUAUGAUUCACUGACUUUCAUGCGUUGCGCAGCCCCUAAACCUAACCAUCCAAAACACAUGGCUAACAGUAACCAGGACUCUAAACCAAGCUUAAAUUAUGACCUAGUUAUUUUGAAGUUUUAAUCCUCAAAUUGAGGCCUAACCUUUUGCAGAUGAGCAAAAAUGUCCCCACCAAGCAAAAUGUACUCACAAGUUUUUCCAAACAUUCUGCAACAUGAGGCAUCACUUCUUCAUAUAUUUCACACUCCAGCGAAGCCCAACCUCCUGACAGUAGUGUGACUGUGUUUCGUACGUGCCACAUUUACAGUUGCUGAUGAUCCUCACUUCUGUUGAGUUCAAUGAGUCUGGCUCAGAAAACAGGUUCAAUUGCCAAAGUGAAGAUCGACGACCUGAGGAAGUGUGAACCACUGACUCCAACAAUGAGACACAUGUUGCCCUGGUCCACCCAAGCAGAGAGAUUUAGAUGUUGACAGGUGUCCAGCAGCUGCUGGUGAUGAAAGAAGAAGAAGAUGCUACUGAGCAGCAGGAGUGCAGCUCCAGUCUGGAUCAGGAGGGACAAGACCUUUCUCUCCUUAAAGAAGAGAAAGAUGUUGAGGACAAAAUAAAAGAAGAAGCCACUCAGUUCUCCCUCACUGUUGUCAAGAGUGAGUAUGACGAACUUGGAAUCAGCAGCUCGACUCAACAAAUGAAAACGGAUAGUUAUGGAGACGAGUGUGGAGGACCAAGUCCAGCCAGCGACGUGGAGACAUCUCUUCAUGCUGACCACCAGAGGUCGCUGUGCUCUGAAUCUGAUGACACUGAUGACAGUGAGGACUGGGGAGAAACCAGUGACGCUCAGUCUCGUUCAAACUCUGAGGAUCCAGCACGUCAUGUCAGUGACAAGAACGAUGCUGAUCCCAAAUCACCGAUCUGCUCAGAAUGGACGAGGAGAUGUUCGGCAAUGUCUGGACUGACUAGACACGUGGCAUCCUGCUGUGGACAAGGCAAAACCUGCUCCAUCAGAAAGUCAUACAACUGUUCUCAUUGCGGGAAAUGUUUCAGCAAAGCAGCUAAUCUGAAGCGACAUAUGACUAUUCACAAUGGAGAAAAAUCCUUUAACUGCUCUCAGUGUUGUAAGAGUUUUACACGCAAAGACACCUUGAAGAAACACAUGAAAUUUCACACUGGAGAAAAACCUUUCAGCUGCUCUCUGUGUGGACAGUCUUUCAAAGAAAGGGGGACCCUGAAUAUCCACAUGAGAAUUCACACUGGAGAAAAACCUUUUGUCUGCUCUCAUUGCGGCGCAUGCUUUAGACGGAGACACUCCUUUCAGAUACACAUGAGUGUUCACACUGGAGAAAAACCUUUCAGCUGCUCUCAGUGUGGAAAAUGUUUUAAACAUAGCGUUAGCCUCACAAGACACAUGAAAACUCAUGGAGACGUCAAAUGUUAAAACUCAAAGUUGUAGCUUGAAAGCGCUACCACUGCCUUUUCCCCCAUGGCUUGUACAGCAUCUGCCAGUAUUUCUGUGUUUAUUUUUUAUUUAUUUAUUUUAUUUGUUUCUGGGACUCGGCAAAGCACCAGUACAGACUGCUUCUGGACUGUGAUGGCAAAUUCACUCUUUCUCCUUGGGCUGAAGUAGUUCUUCUUCUGCGUGCCACUUUGUCUUGUAUGAUCUUCAUGAGAGGCUGCAGAAUCGGAGUCAGUCACAUUUGCUCUCCACAUCUCUGGUAUGCUCCGAAACUAAACCACAACCUCCCUUGUCUCCUCUACAGGGGGGUGGGGCUUCUUGCCCACAAAUGUUGGUCAGAUUGAGGUUACAGGUGUCCUCCAUCUGCCUGUGUAAAGUAGCAGCUACUGUACAUCAGGCUUCAUAUUUCCUGCUGGGCUUGUUUGAAUGCAGCGAUGCUGCCUUUCACACAUUUUGCAACGGUGGUGCUCAAUGUCGAACAGCCGUCUAAAAUAAAAGAGAAUUGCUAAGGGUGGACCUAAUGGGUUACACUUAUUUACUGACUCGCAUGUCUUUGCUUACUGCGUUUC